GCGCAUGCUCGCUCGGUCUUUUUUUGGUCAGGCACUGAAAUCUGUCAGAUCAGCGGUGAGCACUAUCACCUUAUAUCUUCAAGUAUUACACUGUGAUCACUUCUUAAAGUGGGAAAUAGAGGCUUAGAUCCAGCUCUAGGUCUUUUCCGACUUCGGUGUUGUCUUUCGACGUCUGUGGAAGAAAGAAACAGCAGAGAAUGACGAGCAGUUUAAAGCGGAAAGAAGAGAGUCAUCUGCUGAAUGGGGGUGUAAAACAGUCCACAUGGAGCAAAGCCUUCAACAGUAAUGCUGUUUGGGAGGAGAAGGUCAGUCUGCUGCUGCCCUCUUAAGAUGCAGCUUAGCUCUCAGGAUGUUGUAUUAGACCAACUUAAUUGUUGUGAGGUAUUGUGUCUUGCAGCCAUGCUAAGGCUGGGGAUUAAUCUGAUUUGUCUAUAAUGUUAGUUUAUAAUCAAAUCAAUGAAUCUCCUCUGGUAUAGAUUCUGUCUUCUACAUUUUCAGUUUAUGUUGACAUGAUCAGACAGGUGAGAAAUGUCUUUUAUUUUAGGUGAUGAACAAGAGUGCAUGAUAUAGAAAUGUGUUUCUAAUAUCUUGCUUUUAUAGCAGUGGGGGAAAAAAGCCACCCACAAACUUCAUCUUCAGUAAUAAAUGUAAAGUACAACAAUCAGCUGUCUGAUCAUGAUAAAAAAACUGCUUCCUGAGGGUAGAAUUUGCAGCUGAGCUGUUGUGGCCCGUGGAACUAUUAUAUCUGGCCCACAAGAUCAUAUCAUAUUUGUAUUAUUAUUGGCCCACCAAUAUGAAGUCUAUAGAUUUCCUCCAGGAUAAUAAUGUAAACUUUAGCACCAUUAUUUAAAAUGUUCUUAAUAAACCACGAAAAUCUGGGAAAUUAAAUAAAUAAAUUUCACAUAACUUUCCAAGAAAAUGAUCAUCAAUAUAGAAAUGACUUAUACCAUCUUCACAGCACAUAAAGGUAUAUUAAAGCAAGUGAAUAUAUAGAUAAAUAAAAUGAUCCUGAGGAAAGAUUGAAAAUAACACAUACAAGAUUAUAGUCCUGAAAAUGUCCUCAAGACCUGAAAUGUCUUUGAAUCUCUUAUUUUUUUUGAUACAUACAGAGUUGUGAAUAUGUUUAGGAAAACCUGCCUUUAAAGGAAAUUUUAUGGCAUUAUUAAAUUCAGGGUUGCUGCACUCUGUAUUCAAAAAUAAAACCACAGUUUAGGAGGCUGAAAUAUAACUAAAGAUAUUUGAGACAUAGUAGCUUGGGAGGAAAGUACAGAAUGAAUUGGUAGAGGGACUCUUAAUAUAUUAUGUAGUGUAUAACACUGUUGGCACAAUUUUGCAUGAAUGGAACCACAUCAGACAUUUUAAGUUGCUUUUUUGACUGAAUAUAACAAAGUGGUCAGUGUUAAACAGGUCCCACCCCUACACACUGUACACCUGCCCAUAUUUACCGUGAAGGUGUUAAAGAGGAGAGCAGGCUGGAGUGACUAAAGUUGCUCAUUCUGAUGCAACAUCUUUGAUCAACCUGUCCUGGAAACUUCAGCUGUGUAUACAGAGCACUUUAAACAGUAUUUAAAUAUUCAGUAUUGAAAGAAAAGGAGGGAUAAGGAGUUUAGAAUUUCAAUAUUUUGUACCAAAAUUUGAUGCAAAAAGUUAGAUGUGAAGAAGUUACUGACAAUUUUGUGUCUUGAUCUACUGUUUUAUGAUCUGUAAGGCAAUAAAGGGGAUGUUUUUUUUCUAUAUUAUACAAGUUAAUAUUUUGGAUAGGGUCAAUUCCUACUGCAGUUUUUAAUGGUGACAUAAAUGUGUGACUGCCAGCUGCUCUAAAUGGCCCAUUCAGUUUCAUAGUUUCUCCAAUUUCAAGUUGAUUUCCCCCUGUGCCUUCACCCUAAUCUCUACCUUUAGGCCAAGAAACAUGUCAGUGUCUUGUAAUUUAUCUAAAUGAAGCGCUAAUCUAUAUUCUUUUUUUACAGGAUGAGUUUCUAGAUGUGAUAUACUGGCUGCGGCAAAUAAUUGCAGUAAUCCUCGGUGUGAUAUGGGGUGUUGCACCGUUGAAAGGGUUUCUUGGAAUAGCCAUGUAAGUAUCGUACGCAGCCUCUGUCUACUCCACAGUUAUUUGAGUUUAGAAGUGUAUGCAUCUCUGAAAGUGCUGAAUAAAAAAUGUCUUGUUUGUUUGCCUUCCCUAGAUUCUGCAUCAUCAAUGCUGGGGUCCUGUACGUUUACUUCAGCAGCUUUCAGCAGAUUGAUGAGGAAGAGUAUGGCGGCACGUGGGAACUCACCAAAGAAGGCUUCAUGACAUCUUUUGCUCUCUUUUUGGUAAGCGUGCAAAUAAAACAUGGAAAUACAUGGACUUUUUAAGAACUAUGGUGGGGAAUUGACAAUCUCCUCAUAAAUGUCAGAUUCAUUGAAGUGUCCAAGAGCUUUUAGAAAGUUCAUCGGUUUCUUAAGCUCACCUCACAAAGUAAUAUGUAUCAAGAAACAUGAGCCAUAUUAGGAUAUGUGUAUGAUACAUAAACGCAGGUGCAAUCCAGCAUCUUCUUGUGUGUUCGAGCAGAACUGUUUUCAAAUAAGUGCUUUGAAACUAUUCGCAAGUAAACCCUCAUUUCUUACUUCACCAGCACCUCUUGCUUUAGCAGGCAACCUCUUGGCCAAACAGCUCUAUCAACAGGAGCUGAGCUUGUUGUGAUCAAAGGGAUUUGAAUACAACACAAACAAAUUUAAAUUCCAUGUAUCCUAAGGAGGGGCAGGAAAAUUUCUGUUUUACAUGGCCUACAAUAAGGUGUGCCAUUUUCUUAUCAGAUCUUCAAUCGACUGCUUAAAUCUUGCACAACAAGUUUGUUUCUUGCAUGAAAUCUGGAUUUUCAGUUGAGAUCUGGUUCUCAUGUCCUACAUUUUUAAAGAAUUUAGUGUUAGUCUUUCUUUUGUUUGUACUUAAGCUUAUCAUGAGUAAAUUUGUAUUGAGUUCACUGUAUUUACUGUAAGAAAAUAACUCUCUGCUGUUAACAAAAUGUAAAAUUUCAUCUUUGGUGUCUCUCUCUUUCUCAGGUGGUGUGGAUAAUCUUUUACACAGCUCUACAUUUUGACUGAGAGGAAUCCCUGGGACAGUAAAUACAAACAUUUCUGCUGAAGUUGCUUGUCAAGACAGAGGAACUCCAUGGCCUGAGGGGUGUCAAGACUCCUGCAUACAGUAUGACUUUUCAGUGUGCAGUGUAUCAUGGGAAUCUUAGUUUCGAUUAACAAGAUCCUGCAACACCACCGUGAUGAACAUGUUGAAAUACUCUCAAAUGUGCUCCUUUUGAUGGCACCUUGCAUUACACUCCCCAUAAAUGUUGUAUACCCUUCCUCACUUCAUUGUCUUCAUAGAUAAAGAAAAAUAAACACUAGCGAUUAGAGACGGCUUACACAUCAGCUGAGAUUUGUUGCAGUUCUACAGAAGAGGAGGGAUGUUUCAUAUUUGUUGGCUUUCUCAGUUUUAGGAGAGUGACAUGAACACAGAUUCAAGACAACCACUUUGUGUAAUCAUCCCACUUUACUGACCAUGAGAUAUGUGUGUGUAAAAUAGAACUGGGCAAUAAAAGUCAAGUAUUGUUUUUUAAUCAUCAGAUUUCAAUCAGUGUUCCAGCGCUUUCUUUUGAGUUUGGAGACUAGAUAGCACAUAUUCAAUGAAAAUAAGUGCAGAAGGUCAAUUUUAAAUGAUCGGAUAAUAAAAUUCCUCUCCGGAGUGUAGUCUGGAUCUGAAAAAAAUAACUUGUGUGUUAAUUGUGGAGUCAUCUGUUUCCAUUCCUUUUAAACAGAGCAUUUUUGAUUAAAAUCUGUGUCAUGUUAUUUCUCCCGAAAGGUCUGAAAUCCAACUUAUUUGAAAGAAACUGCUGCUGAAAUCUCACUCGUGCUAAUUCUAACAUAAACAAAACAAAAUGCUGUUGGUGAGCCACACAUAUCAGCUGAUAUCCAGUCCCGAUGCAAAUAUCUGCCGAUAGUUUCAACAAGCUGUUGCUUCAGUCCGAAACCGAUAACCAUGUAUGUUAUGUCAAUCCAAAUAGUUUCCUCACAGGGAAGAGGGAGGAAACAUGCAUGCCAUUUACAGAUGCAAAUGUCCACAGAUCUAAGCUACAAACCAAUCUGUGCACUGCCAUGACUUGCUGUUGGUACAUUUAGAUGUCAUUUACUGAUGAUGUUAGGAGGUUAGAAUUAAUUUAAAUUUAUUAUUUGUUUCUCACAUGUAGCUUCCAGAUCAAAAGUCUUACCUGUUUUUUUUUUUUUUGGAAUUAAUUUAAACUUGUCUGUAAAUUCUGUACACUGUCCCUUUGUCAAAUCCGCCUUGUAUUACACAGAUUUAUUUGUACGUAUGUUAUAUCUUGUUUGAUGUAACAUAUUUCUCAGUAUUUUAUAGUGAAGAACUUUUAAAGCCAGUUCUCGCAAAGUUCUUGUAAUGAUACUGUUAUAUUAGAUACACGGCUGGUGUUUGAAAGGAUUGUAUUUUCUGAUCAAAUCUUUUGGGAAUCAUUAAACAUGGGCUUUAUUUAGCCUCCAUUUUCAAAGAGAA
Xyrichtys novacula (pearly razorfish) is the source of this 4537-nucleotide messenger RNA. NCBI's taxonomy places the organism in Eukaryota, Metazoa, Chordata, Actinopteri, Labriformes, Labridae. The record is from the annotation of a GenBank genome assembly.